GAUGUUUGGAAUUAGGGCUAAUUAGUGAAGCUUACGCAAUAUCAAAUGCAGAUAGAGACUUAACCGGUGAAGGCAGCAGAGACCGACGAGUCACGUAAGCAGCAGCAUGAUAAUACUACUAUAAAAGCCAAUAUUCUCUCUCCUCCCUCGCCUCCAUCACUUUCAAGCGCCUUUUGCAUAUUGAAGAAGAAAUCUCAGUGCAUCCAUCUCGUUCAGUCACCAAUUACGAGACGAUACGACAGAACAAAAGACAAGACUCGUCCCGAUUUGAUUCACAGCUGAUUUCAUUAUUGGCCCUGACUUGGUGGGGUUGAAACGUAAAAAGGUCUUGUUUUUGGAUGUCUGCAAGACCCACCCUAGUGUAUUUGGGAGAAUUCGCCAUUAAAUUUGCUGCCUAUUGUUCCAGGAUAAAGUGAGUGAAGGCUUAAGUCUUAACCAAUAAGCUCGAGCUUCCCACGGGUGCGCAAAAAUGCUCUUUGGAUGGUCUAUCUGUGAAUGAUAUUAGGGAUUUGAUUUACUUAUUGAGGUUUUAGUUUCAUUCUUUCCAAUGCCUUUCCGGCGGUGGAAGUAUUUAUGACUUCCGUCAAGCCAUUGCUGUUACUGUCUGAGCCUUCUUUUGAACCAGAACCUCGUCCUUACGAUCAACACUAUUCUUCUUCUCUUGUGAGUAAAAAGGACUUUCAUUCAGCCGAGCUUCAGUCUCACAAGCCACAUUCAUCAGAAUCCCCCCGAAGGAUAGGAAACGCCUCGUAUCGUGGAGUGGAACGGAGGACCAUUGGCAUGACAAAGCAGCUUUUGAAAUAUCCCGUGAUUCAUCUAGGGUGGCUUCAUCUGGAGCAGCAUCCACCCGUGAUUCGUCUUUGUCUAGGGCUUCUUCUCGCGUCCAGGAUAAGCUGAACACAUCUCAGAGGCUUCUUCAGAAAAGCAUGCAGUUGGAGGAUAGCUUAUUACAUGGAAGUAACCCUAGGUUGAUCCAUGUUAAUGAUCCAAAAAAGACUAAUGAUAAGUUUGAUUUCUGUGGAAAUGAGAUCAGAACUAGCAAGUAUACAGUAAUAACUUUCUUGCCGAAGAACCUAUUCAUUCAGUUUCAUCGGGUUGCCUAUUUAUACUUUUUAGCUAUCGCUGCUCUGAAUCAGCUUCCACCUCUUGCUGUAUUUGGGAGAACUGUGUCUCUGUUUCCUCUUCUGUUUGUGCUUUCUGUGACAGCUAUAAAAGAUGGUUAUGAGGAUUGGCGGAGACACAGAUCAGAUAGGAACGAGAAUAACCGGGAGGCUCUAGUACUUCAAUCUGGUGGGAAGUUUCAGUUAAAAAGAUGGAAGACAAUCCGGGCUGGUGAGGUUGUGAAGAUCCUUGCUAAUGAGACUAUUCCCUGUGACAUGGUGUUGUUAGGAACCAGUGAUCCUAGUGGAAUUGCUUAUAUUCAGACAAUGAAUCUUGAUGGUGAAUCAAACUUGAAGACAAGGUAUGCUAGGCAAGAAACAACUUCAUUAGUGUGUGAAGGGGAGACGAUUUCGGGAGUUAUUAGAUGUGAACAACCUAACAGGAACAUUUAUGAAUUCACGGCCAAUAUGGAGUUUAAUGGGCAUAGAUUUCCGCUCAGCCAAUCGAAUAUCAUAUUGCGUGGUUGCCAGCUGAAGAACACAGAAUGGGCAGUUGGAGUAGCGGUUUAUGCUGGGCAAGAGACUAAAGCUAUGUUGAACAGCACUGCGUCUCCAUCUAAAAGAAGCAGGCUGGAAACAUAUAUGAACCGGGAAACCCUUUGGCUGUCUAUUUUCCUUUUUGUGAUGUGCUUGGUUGUAGCAGUUGGGAUGGGUCUAUGGUUGAAGCGCCAUGAGGAACAGCUUGAUACCUUGCCUUAUUACAGAAGAGUUUACUUUGAAGAAGGAAAACAUGGCAAACAGUAUAAGUACUAUGGGAUUCCUAUGGAAACAUUUUUCUCCUUUCUGAGUUUGAUCAUAGUUUUCCAGAUAAUGAUACCUAUAUCUCUUUAUAUCACCAUGGAGUUAGUUCGCUUGGGACAGUCGUAUUUCAUGAUUGGAGACAGGCAUAUGUAUGAUAUUAACAGUAAUUCUAGGUUUCAGUGCAGAUCCCUAAAUAUCAAUGAGGAUUUGGGUCAGAUUCGCUAUGUUUUUUCAGAUAAAACAGGAACACUUACCGAAAAUAAGAUGGAAUUCAGAAGAGCUAGUGUGUGGGGAAAAAGUUAUGGGAGAUCCCUUUCUGCUGCUGAUGCAUCAGUAAACACAGAUAUUGGAGAAGAACCAAUCCAACAUCCUUCGAGUCGAAGAAAGUUAACUAUCAAAUCAGAAGUUCCAACUGAUGUUGAACUAAUGCAAUUGUUACAUGCCAAGCUAGACGGAGAAGAGAGGAUUGCUGCAGACGAGUUUUUUCUGACAUUGGCAGCAUGUAAUACCGUGAUUCCUAUUCCUACCAAAAGUUCUUCUAGUGGUAUACAGAACAAUGUGGACGACACUGACAUCACCAUUGAGUAUCAAGGUGAAUCUCCUGAUGAACAAGCACUAGUAGCUGCUGCAUCUGCUUAUGGGUAUACACUGUGUGAGCGGACAUCUGGUCAUAUUGUGACUGAUGUCAAGGGUGAGAAACUAAGGUUGGAUGUCUUAGGACUUCAUGAGUUUGACAGUGUGCGUAAAAGAAUGUCUGUUGUUAUUAGAUUCCCAAAUGAUUCUGUAAAAGUUUUGGUCAAAGGGGCUGAUACUUCAAUGUUUAGCAUUUUAAGCAAAGAGCAUGAAACUCAUGAACACAUAAAGAAUACCACUCAUACUCAUUUGAAUGAGUACUCCUCUGAAGGACUGCGAACCCUUGUGGUCGCUGCAAGGGACCUUACAGGAGAAGAACUUGAGGAGUGGCAAUGCUUGUAUGAGGAUGCUAGUACAACUUUGAAUGACAGAUCAGCAAAAUUACGCCAAACAGCAUCUCUAAUCGAGUGCAAUUUAACUCUACUUGGCGCCACCGCAAUAGAGGACAAACUACAAGAGGGUGUACCAGAAGCUAUUGAGUCUUUGCGGCAAGCAGGAAUAAAGGUUUGGGUUCUUACUGGAGAUAAGCAAGAAACUGCAAUUUCAAUUGGUUUGUCUUGCAAACUCUUGACCUCUGACAUGCACCAGAUCAUCAUUAAUGGCUCUUCAGAAAAUGAAUGCAAAAGGUUAUUGUCAGACGCCAAGGCCAAAUAUGGCGUGAAGCCCGCAAGUUGUGAUAAUCGGAUCUUAAAAUUGCAGAGAGAAGCAGAAAAUGGUUAUCAUGAAAUUCCAGAGGGCACAAAGUCAUAUAAAUUACCGCAGCAGCUUGCGGGAGAGGAAGGAAUUUCUGUUGGACCUCUAGCACUCAUAAUUGAUGGGAAUAGUCUUGUGUAUAUCUUGGAGAAAGAUCUUGAGUCUGAGCUCUUCGAUCUUGCGACUUCAUGUAAAGUUGUGCUUUGCUGUCGCGUUGCCCCUUUGCAGAAGGCUGGAAUUGUUGAUCUAAUAAAGAGCCGCACUGAUGAUAUGACACUAGCCAUAGGUGAUGGGGCUAACGAUGUUUCAAUGAUCCAAAUCGCGGAUGUUGGUGUUGGAAUAUGUGGUCAAGAAGGGCGCCAAGCUGUGAUGGCAUCAGACUUUGCUAUGGGACAGUUUCGAUUUCUGAAGCGUUUGCUUCUUGUGCAUGGACAUUGGAAUUACCAGCGUGUUGGUUAUUUGGUUCUUUACAACUUCUACCGCAAUGCUGUUUUUGUUUUCAUGCUUUUCUGGUACAUAUUGUGCACAGCUUUUUCUGCAACUUCUGCAUUAACAGAUUGGAGUAGUAUGUUUUAUUCUGUCAUCUAUACUUCCGUACCUACAGUAAUUGUUGGUAUUCUGGACAAGGACUUAAGUCAUAAGACACUACUUAAGUAUCCUAAACUCUAUGCUGCUGGCCACAGACAGGAAAGUUACAAUAUGAAACUCUUCUGGGUCACCAUGAUUGAUACAGUUUGGCAGAGCCUUGUUCUUUUUUAUGUACCACUAUUCACUUAUCAUCAGAGCGAUGUUGACAUAUGGAGUAUGGGUAGCUUGUGGACAAUUGCAGUAGUGAUCCUUGUCAACAUUCACUUGGCAAUGGACAUACAGCGCUGGGUAAUAUAUACUCAUAUGGCAGUGUGGGGGUCAAUUAUUAUCAUGUAUGUCUGUUUGGUGGUGCUGGACUCUAUACCUGUCUUCCCUAAUUAUGGUACAAUUUAUCAGCUGGUGAAGUCACCUACGUACUGGCUCUUAAUUUUGCUUAUUAUAGUUAUGGCUCUGCUUCCUCGCUUUAUUCUCAAAGUUAUGCACCAAAUUUUCUGGCCGUCGGACAUCCAGAUAGCUAGAGAAGCAGAGAUAUCGAGGAAAAGACCUAGCCAUUCUAGGUCUAGAUCAGGUCACGGUGAAAGCUAAUAUGUGCUGUCUACAUUGCCAAUCACCCAAUUAGAUAUAACUUCCGUUGGGUUUGCCUGGUGCUUGGCUUCCCGUCGUAUUCAGGUUUAGAAGUUGCAGGUAUGUCACCACUCCCUAACAAGGGAAUCGAGCAUUUAACUAUUUACGAUGUCUCCCACGGGGAUGGAAAUCAAAAUCGGGCAGGAUUUGCUCAAUCAAAUUCGAUCUUACCCGAUCUAAGGUUUACCAUCUCUCUGUCCUCGUGCAUCUUUUCAAAUUGGCCAAAGGAAAAUCAAAAGAAUGCUUAUAGUGUAUCCAUUACCGGAUAAAACUACCUUUUCUUGUAAAAAGAUAAUCUUUCCAUUGUUUAAAAGGAAAAAAAAUAAAAUAAUUGUUAGGUGCUUUUAGAAUGGAAAUGACAGUUAAAAAGGGGUCAGUAUUUUAGGGAAGAUAUCCUUCUCAUGAUGUGAAACUUACCGAUGCCAUUUUCCAUCCCCUAUUUUUGUCAUGCUGCACCCCCGAGUUGUCUCUGAUAUAAGAGCAGAGAACUAGUCUUUCGAGAUAGCGCAAAGUGUUUAGGACAAAGGUUGCUUAACACUAACAUAUCUCGCUCAUGCUUCAGAUGAGGUACACACAUAAGAAAAGAUCUGGUGGAGUCACCAUUUGACUGAAAGAAAAGGGAAGAGAUGUUGACAAUAUUGGGCCUCAGCCACAUUAACAUUUGAUUUGAAGACAUACCCGGCCCAUUUGUAUAGUUACUGGCCCAGUUGUAUUAAGUGGCCCAUCUGUAUUUUUCAUUUGGGUGUAUUGUAUAUGUGUAAUCAGAAGUUUCUAAACACAGUUGAGGUCAAUUCAUUUUUCUUUCUUUCGGAUA
Messenger RNA from Nicotiana tabacum (common tobacco), 5253 nucleotides. Its product is annotated as phospholipid-transporting ATPase 1. The record is from RefSeq and is a predicted model, not a curated record. Gene Ontology annotation, cellular component: plasma membrane. Gene Ontology annotation, biological process: phospholipid translocation. NCBI's taxonomy places the organism in Eukaryota, Viridiplantae, Streptophyta, Magnoliopsida, Solanales, Solanaceae. Gene Ontology annotation, molecular function: ATP binding; ATPase-coupled intramembrane lipid carrier activity; magnesium ion binding.